GGGGGUCAUUUUGAGUUGAGCUGCCGCCGGGAAAGGGUUGAGGAUCCCUCAGCUUUUACCUGCCCGGCCCGGCCCGGGUCGAGAGCUGCUGGUUUAUUUUUCGGACGACUCCCUCUGCCCCCCUCCCCCCCUCGGGUUUUUCCUCCUCCCGCUCUUCCUUCGGCAUCACGUGGGUCUCCGGGGGCUCGCCUCAAGCGCAGCCGCAGGAAGGCGUCGGGAAAGGGGAGGGGGGGUGCCGGGUAGGAGGAGGGGAGCCAUCUACGCGACGCCGAGGCUGCGAGGCGCGCAGCAGGCCCCUGGCCCUAGAGUUUGCGUGUGGGACAAGCUGAUCCCAAACCACUCCUCCGCUCCAAGCUCAGUUCCAUGUGUUUCCCGUGGCUCUUGGGAUCUGGAUUUCUCCUCGCGAGCCUCCAACUCCAAACAUUUGGCAGUUUAUUUCGAGCUCGAGGGAAGACAGUGACUGAUACCAUUAUCUGCAGCUGUUAACAUGUCUAGUACCUCUCCGGGCAGGCAGAAACGCAAGGAGGAAAUUCAGAAGGGUCUGCAUUUCAUUCAAUCUCCCUUAUCUUAUCCAGGAAGCCAAGAUGAAUAUGAGGCUUUUCUGCAUCAGCUGAUUAAAGACUUGCUGGAAGAAGGGAAUGGACUGUACAGAGAAAAAGAUUAUAAAAUGGCCCUGGUCCAGUAUAUAGAGGCAGUGAAUGUAGCACGAUAUGCAGAAUCGGAUGAGAUGGUAAUCUCACAACGCUUGCGUGAGAAGCUGUACGUUAAUCGAGCCGCCUGCUACUUCAGUAUGGGUGUGUAUGAGAAAGCUCUGGAAGACUGUGAAAGCACGCUAAAGCUCAAUGAAAAUAACUACCGGGCACUUUAUCGGAAAACACAAGCACUGAACGAGCUGGGAAAGCAUAAAGAAGCUUAUGAAUGCAUUGCCAAGUGCUCUUUCGCUGUUCCCCAGGAUGAAAAUGUAGUGAAAUUGACACAAGAACUGGCACAGAAGUUGGGGCUAAGGAUCCGUAAAGCAUAUAUCAGAGCUCAGCAUGACAUAGAUACUGUGGGCCUGACCGAGAUUGGCAAUUCAAUGAACAGUAGUCAAGUCUCCAUAAAUGGCACAAGUAGAAUAGAUGAUAUAGAAUCAGAUUCAUCUUUGGACCUUCCACGUAUCCCUGUUCCAGCCACUAUUCCUGCACCAGCCAGUGAAGUUUCAAUUCCCAUCACCUCAGUUUCUGUUAGUAUCCAGCAAUCACAGACAGAAACUUCUCUGCUGAAACCCCCUGUUGGUGAUGGGGUCUCUCUCUCAGUGCCUGAAACUGCAGAGGAGUUUCCAGAUGAGGAGAUUAUUGGAGAAGAACUAGACACAUUGUUGGAUUCUAUAGGAGAGACAAAUGACUUUCCAAUGACGUCGGCAGGGACAGUUCCAACAAACCUGCCCAACGACGUGUCGAGGCUGCUUGCCGUCUUUCCCACUGGUGCCCCGGUCCUCCCGUCUGCUGUGAAGGGUAACGUUGGCACAAAGGUUUCACUCCCGUCAGCCUAUCCCAUGCUUCCUGUCCAGAAGAUGGACACCCUGGACAGCAUCGGUCCGAACACAAUUGUAAAUAGUUUAGAUUCCUUGGACCUGCUCCCUGGAACGGAAUCUCGACCUGCUUCGAGACCUAUGACACCAAACAGCAAUCAAAGCACAUCGAGCAGUUUUGCAUUGGGUAAGCAAUCCAACAGCCUGUCCUGUUUGAGCAAUUCCUCAACAUUUCUUGGAAUGGUGAGAGGAGAUGGUGGAUCAUUCCUGUCGCCAUCAACACUGACGAAGAACCCACUCAGCGACACGCAUGACCUGCGCCAGGCUUGCCUCAACUGCUUCAUUAAAACAGGAGUUAAAGCAUUGGAUUAUAAUUAUAACCCUGACCUGGAUCAUAAAUGUAAAAAAGAUCUAUUGAUUGGAAGACUGAAGUGUUCGACAGACACACGGUGGAAGAAAAUCAGGCCUCGGCCUACCAGGAAUAAUUACGGGGGACCUUACUACAUAUGUAAAGAUAUUGCUAGUAAGGAAGAUUGCAAGUAUGGGGAUCAAUGUACAUUUGCUUACUGUCAGGAGGAGAUAGAUGUUUGGACGUUGGAACGUAAAGGAGCCAUAAACCGCGAGCUACUCUUCGAUCCACUGGGGGGUGACACACGACGCAGCCUCACAGUAACUAAACUACUGAAGGAACAUCUUGGCCAGUUCAUGUUCCUUUGUGAGGAAUGUUUUGACAGCAAGCCCAGGUUAAUAAGCAAGAAGGCUAAGGACAACGCAUCAGUCUGCUCUAAUCUAGAAACUAAGCACAACUUUGAAGAGAAUAAGUGCCUAGUCCACAUGUUGUGUGCCACAACAGUUAAGUAUUCCAAGAUCCGCCAAUUCCAGGACCACUGCCUGUUUGAUGUGUGCCGUCAUGAGGUGCGUUACGGGUGUCUACGGGAGGACAGCUGUAACUUCGCCCACAGUCUCAUCGAGCUCAAAGUCUGGGUGAUGCAACAAAGUUCAGGGAUCACACAUGAAGAGAUUGUGCAGGAGUCUAUGAAGCACUGCCUGAGUUUGGAAGCAAUUGCGAGCAGAACACAGGUGCCAUCCGGAGCUGGCAAGGUAUCCUCGCUGGGCAUGAAGAUGAAGUUUGUUUGUAGCCAGUGCUGGAGGAACGGGCAGGUCGUUGAACCGGACAAGAGCCUCAAGUACUGCAGUGCCAAAAUACGACACGGAUGGACCAAGGAGCGGCGGGUAAUGUUGGUGAUGUCAAAUGAACGUAAGAAGUGGGUUGCCAUCCGGCCUUUGCCCUCCUGCAGAAACAUCCCUCAGCAGUACGAUUUGUGUACACAUGUUGCAAAGGGAAAAAAGUGCCAGUAUGUUGGAAACUGCUCAUUCGCCCACAGUUUUGAGGAGCUUGACACCUGGACGUACAUGAAGGAAACCAAAAUGUAUGACAUGCAGCAGGUGUAUGAGAUGUGGCUGAAGAACCAGAAGCCAAUGAUGACUGGCGAGCCCACGGAACUCACCACCAAGCAGAGCGAGAAGCAGAUCCACAUGCCCACUGACUAUGCUGAUGCUGGGAUCGGCUACCACUGCUGGCUUUGUGGGAAAAACAGCAACAGUGAGAAGCAGUGGGCAAAACACAUCACGUCAGAGAAGCACAAAGACAAGGUGUUCAACUCCGAGGAUGAUCAGAACUGUUGGCAACAUCGUUUCCCUAUGGGAGAGUUCAGGCUGUGCGAGAGGCAAAGGAAGAAAUGCUGUCCUGAUGGCGAUAAAUGCCGAUUUGCCCACAGCCAGUCAGAGCUGGAAGAGUGGAUGGAACGCAAAGACUUAAUGAAAAUGAAACUUGCCAAAGCCAGGAAGGACAUGCUGAUCGCGCCAGACGACAAUGAUUUCGGCAAAUACAGUUUUUUGAUGAAGGACUUAAAUUAAUGGAUAAAACCGGUUCAGUUUAAUUAUCACUGCAACCUUUUUAAAUUUAAAGAAAAAAUUGCAUUUGGUAAAA
Carcharodon carcharias (great white shark) is the source of this 3500-nucleotide messenger RNA. RefSeq names its product zinc finger CCCH-type containing 7Bb (gene zc3h7bb). Gene Ontology annotation, biological process: miRNA processing. The coding region runs from base 488 to 3427 and encodes 979 amino acids. The transcript is spliced from 24 exons. The record is from RefSeq and is a predicted model, not a curated record. Gene Ontology annotation, molecular function: metal ion binding; protein binding; miRNA binding. NCBI's taxonomy places the organism in Eukaryota, Metazoa, Chordata, Chondrichthyes, Lamniformes, Lamnidae.